Molecule: messenger RNA, 223 nt
Organism: Ilex paraguariensis (yerba mate)
Lineage: Eukaryota; Viridiplantae; Streptophyta; Magnoliopsida; Aquifoliales; Aquifoliaceae
Source: the annotation of a GenBank genome assembly
UGGAGGUGCACUGGCACAAAGAGCCGGGAUACAAAUUCCAAAGACACCAGAAAAUCACUUGGCCCUGGUCCCUGGAUAUGUUUUACAACAUGACCAGGGAACAAACAUUACUAACACUAGAAUUUUCACAAAAUUGCAGGUGCAAUGGCAUGAAGAGUCUGGGGUCCAAAGCCACUGGAAAAUCACUUGGCCUUGGUCAGUUUUAGAGUUUGAACAUGACCAA